Papilio polytes (common Mormon) is the source of this 1165-nucleotide messenger RNA. RefSeq lists its product as uncharacterized. The record is from RefSeq and is a predicted model, not a curated record. The transcript has 7 exons. Lineage: Eukaryota; Metazoa; Arthropoda; Insecta; Lepidoptera; Papilionidae. Bases 103 to 1134 code for a protein of 343 amino acids.
UUGACUUAAAGAUGUCACUUUAGAAAUAUGUGAAUAGAAAUCAAAUUAGAAAUUUUCGAUGUAAAAUUAUUAAAUGUGUAGUUACGUUUACUGAAUCAUCAAAUGCAGGAAACGAGUCCAAACGAUAACAUACAUCCAGAUUGCGUGACUUGUUGUGAUAAAUCCAAACGUAUACAAUAUGCAGACGAAGCUCGUGACUAUAUGAAUAAGUGUAUUAUUAAAAAUGUAACAAAACCACAAGAUGUCUUCAAUGCUGACAAAGAUGUGGAGACGUGUCGUAAGAAGAGUUCAGAUGACAACGAAGAAUUACGGCGACGAGCAUUCGCGCUAUACAAAAACUAUGUAGAAAGUAGAAAAGAAGGCGGUAAAUGUCCAACAUGUGUUUAUAUCGGACCUGGAGGCGAAAAGGUUUUAUUCAAAGGUGAUGCUCUGAAGAACGAGGAUAUUUAUUGUGAUUACGAUCCGUCAUUCAAUCACUUUCUAUCUGUUGCUUUUAUGAUAUUAUUUGUUAUGCUUUUGUUUACGUCCGGGUUCAUUUAUGUUGUUGCAAAUACGAAAUCUUUAAAGGAAUUUUUUCGGAGUUUUAUUUUGUAUUUCGCUAUUCCUGGAUCGAUCGUAGUAAUUGGGUUAAAUUUUUCAAUGUGCUACUUCAAAUGUUCAAGACUAGUUCCUUGCAAUUUUAUUUACAUUCUGCUAGCGGUGAUCACAUACAGUAUAUUGGCGGGCUUGUUGACUGCGUUACUCGAGACCACUGUAAUAUUUUUUAUGUUUGCCGCUACAACUGUUGUUGUGUUAUUUUGGAUAAUAUUAGGGUUCACACGAUAUAACUUCAAGGAAUGGUCGCUAUAUCUGUACACGAUAUUUCUUGAAAUCGCCGCUGUUAUUGCUUUAGUCUUUGUGUUCAGAACAUUUACUAAACUACGAUACGGUUUGGUACAAUUUUUUAUCGCUCUUUGCUGUACAAUGCUGUACGAUGUGAUAAUGGUGAUGAACCUACAGAUGAUAUUAUCUGGUAGGAUAAUGGAACUGGAUGAAACAGAUUUUGCGAUAGCUGGGAUACUAAUGUAUACGUCACUAGUGGAGUUAUUCUGGUCUUUGAUUCAAGUUACAGGACUGUAUGACAAAUGUUCAUAAAUGUUUAAGCUGUAAAACUUUUGUUUUUUUA